Molecule: messenger RNA, 2035 nt
Organism: Suncus etruscus (white-toothed pygmy shrew)
Lineage: Eukaryota; Metazoa; Chordata; Mammalia; Eulipotyphla; Soricidae
Gene: SMARCD3
Product: SWI/SNF related, matrix associated, actin dependent regulator of chromatin, subfamily d, member 3
Exons: 13
Coding region: 314-1765 (483 amino acids)
Biological process (GO): regulation of transcription by RNA polymerase II
Cellular component (GO): SWI/SNF complex; nucleus
Source: RefSeq, a predicted model, not a curated record
CGGGGAGAGGCCGGCGCCUGCGUCCCGGCCGAGCGCACAGGCGGACCCCGGGCCGCCGACUAUUUCGGGUUAUCAGCGCAGGAAUGCGGCAGCCGCGGCGGCGGGCGGGCGGGCGGCGUGGGCCGUGGGCCGUCAGGGCAGCCCUGAAGGGGCCCCCUCCCCACUCCGCUCGAGUAGAAGUGUGAGAGAGCCCAGCAGGACUCAGAGGGGAGAGUUGGAGGGAAAAAAAGGCAGAAAAGGGAAAGAAAGAGCGAGCGAGCGCGAGAGAGAGAGAGAGAGAGAGAGUGAGAGCCGAGCUGCCGAGCCCACCCCGAUGGCCGCCGACGAAGUUGCCGGAGGGGCGCGCAAAGCCACGAAAAGCAAACUUUUUGAGUUUCUGGUCCAUGGGGUGCGCCCCGGGAUGCCGUCUGGAGCGCGGAUGCCCCACCAGGGGGCGCCCAUGGGACCCCCGGGCUCCCCGUUCCUGGGCAGCCCCGCCGUGCGACCCGGCCUGGCCCCCGCGGGCAUGGAGCCCGCCCGCAAGCGAGCAGCGCCCCCGCCCGGGCAGAGCCAGGCCCAGAGCCAGGCGCCGCCGGUGCCCGCCGCCCCCGCGCGGAGCCGCAGUGCCAAGAGGAGGAAGAUGGCUGACAAAAUCCUCCCUCAAAGGAUUCGGGAACUGGUCCCAGAGUCCCAGGCUUACAUGGACCUCCUGGCGUUUGAGAGGAAACUAGACCAGACCAUCAUGAGAAAGCGGGUGGACAUCCAGGAGGCGCUGAAAAGACCCAUGAAGCAAAAGCGGAAGCUGCGUCUUUAUAUCUCCAAUACGUUUAACCCCGCCAAGCCGGAUGCCGAGGACUCGGAUGGCAGCAUCGCCUCCUGGGAACUGCGGGUGGAGGGGAAGCUCCUGGAUGAUCCCAGCAAGCAGAAGCGGAAGUUCUCAUCCUUCUUCAAGAGUUUGGUCAUUGAGUUGGACAAAGACCUUUAUGGCCCUGACAACCACCUAGUAGAAUGGCACCGGACACCUACCACGCAGGAGACAGAUGGCUUCCAAGUGAAGAGGCCAGGUGACCUGAGUGUACGCUGCACGCUGCUCCUCAUGCUGGACUACCAGCCCCCCCAGUUCAAACUGGACCCCCGCUUGGCCCGUCUGCUGGGACUGCACACACAGAGCCGGUCGGCCAUUGUCCAGGCCCUCUGGCAGUACGUGAAGACCAACAGGCUACAGGACUCACAUGACAAGGAAUACAUCAACGGGGACAAGUACUUCCAGCAGAUUUUCGACUGUCCCCGAUUGAAGUUUUCUGAGAUCCCCCAGCGCCUCACUGCUCUGCUCCUACCCCCUGACCCAAUUGUCAUUAACCAUGUCAUCAGCGUGGACCCGUCAGACCAGAAGAAGACUGCAUGUUACGACAUCGAUGUGGAGGUGGAAGAGCCACUCAAGGGGCAGAUGAGCAGCUUCCUCCUGUCCACGGCCAACCAGCAGGAGAUCAGUGCCCUGGACAGUAAGAUCCAUGAGACCAUCGAGUCCAUAAACCAGCUCAAGACCCAGAGGGAUUUCAUGCUGAGCUUCUCCAGGGACCCCAAAGGUUACAUCCAGGACCUGCUCCGCUCCCAGAGCCGGGACCUCAAGGUCAUGACAGAUGUUGCAGGCAACCCAGAGGAGGAGCGCAGGGCCGAGUUCUACCACCAACCCUGGUCCCAGGAAGCUGUCAGUCGCUACUUCUACUGCAAGAUCCAGCAGCGCAGGCAGGAGCUGGAGCAGUCACUUGUUGUACGAAACACCUAGGAGCCUGUGAAGGAGCACCGAGAAUCCAGCACUGCUAUCCCCCUCUAUCCUGGCAGCCACGGGAAGAUGGGAUUAAAGGUCAUUCAUCCAGUAGGAGCUGUGUGGUCAUUGGCAGCAGAGAAGGAAAGGAGGGAGGGGCAGGCAGUGGGUCUCCCGGGGAAACAACCACAGCCCUUCCAAGGCUGCCCUGACUUCAUUUCUCUAGACCCAAGCACAGUUCAGCAGAAAUCGUGUUUAAUAACGUUUUCUUAUUAAAAAAAAAAAAAUACA